Messenger RNA from Onthophagus taurus, 991 nucleotides. Its product is annotated as lysoplasmalogenase TMEM86A-like. Lineage: Eukaryota; Metazoa; Arthropoda; Insecta; Coleoptera; Scarabaeidae. The record is from RefSeq and is a predicted model, not a curated record. Gene Ontology annotation, molecular function: hydrolase activity. Gene Ontology annotation, cellular component: membrane.
CAUUCUUUAAAAUUAAUUUUUUUUUGAUACAAGAUAAGAAAUUUCAAAUCUUUCCUAUCAGAUAAAAAUUCAUCUUUAUAAUAAUAUCACUCGUUUGACGUAUUUUGCACUUUUACAAUUUUAGUUACGCUUGAUAGAUUAGCGUAUUGUUUAAUAACGACAGGUUUAUCACAUCAGAUUGUUUAAAGCAGUCCCCCCCAGCGAUGUAAUCAAUAUUGUUUCUUAAAAAUGAAAACCAGUAACCGUUGCUUUCAAUUCGGUGGUGUUCUAACGAAACUAAUCCCUUAUUUUAUCGCCGUUGUGAUUUAUUUCACUGAUUUUAUUCCAAUAGAAAGUGAUAUUGUAGGAAUUGUUAUAAAAUGUUUACCUAUUUGGUGUCUAAUAAUUUUCGUUGGUCUUCACACAAUUAACUAUGAAAAAGAGUACAAAUGGUUCUGUUACAUGGUAAUGUUUGGUUUAUUAUUUGGUUCGCUCGGUGAUGCGCUUUUAUAUAUUGGUAAUUUCAUAGAAGGAGCUGCAUCUUUUGCAGUUGGACACAUUUUCUAUAUCACCGCUUAUGGGUGGAAUCCGAGAGCGUGGAUUUUUGGUGUAAUUUGUUAUGCUUUGAUAAUCGGAUUAUCAAUUUAUAUAAUACCAUAUUUAGAUGGUUUCUUAAUCGUUGGUUUACCACUUUAUGGAGCUAUAAUAGUUACAAUGUUAUGGAGAGCUAGCGCUAGGAUUUAUCUGAAAAAAGAUUGGACCAUAACGAAAUGGUUUGUCGUUUUUUGUGCUAUUAAUUUCGUUGUUUCAGAUGCUUUUAUUGGAAUUGACAUGUUUGUUACUGAUAUUCCUAACAGUCACUAUAUUAUCAUGUCAACUUAUUAUGUUGCCCAACUUGGAAUGGCUAUCAGCGUUUUAGAUCCAAGGAUACCAGAAAAACAUAAAGAUAUUGGUAAAUGCACGAUUUUUUAUUGUUAGAAAUAUGAAGUAAUAAAAAAUACAAAUAAAAUAA